This is a messenger RNA of Rhipicephalus sanguineus (brown dog tick), 1089 nucleotides long. RefSeq lists its product as uncharacterized. The record is from RefSeq and is a predicted model, not a curated record. The coding region runs from base 14 to 1084 and encodes 356 amino acids. The transcript is spliced from 2 exons. NCBI's taxonomy places the organism in Eukaryota, Metazoa, Arthropoda, Arachnida, Ixodida, Ixodidae.
CGAGCCUGACCCAAUGAGGGACUCUCCGACACACAACGCAGAAAUCGAACCGACCCCUUUGGCACUUGAAGCUGCCUGCCAGACUGAACUCAGUGGAAGCGAAAUUGACAACAUGCAAGCACGUAUCUCCAGCCUGGAAGAGGAGCUUAAAGAAACGAAGGCUUCAGCUUCAUCGGCGAGCUUUACCAAGGAGGCCUUGCAAGGCAAAGACGACAAGGUCACAUUUUACACUGGACUGCCAUCAUUUGUUAUGCUUAUGUCGCUGUUUGAGCUAGUUAAGAGCCACAUGUCGCACACAGGACGAAACUCGCUGACACAAUUUCAGGAAAUGGUAUUAUUUCUGAUGAGAUUGCGGCUUGGAUGCCAAUUCCAGGAUUUAGCGUUUCGCUUUGAUGUUUCGCUGUCAACAGCAUCAAGAAUUUUUGAUAAAUGGCUCGAUCUGUUCGUUGACAGAAUUGGACCCCUUGUUCGUUGGCCAGAGAAAGAACAAUUAAUGAAAACGAUGCCUGUGGCCUUUGUAGACAACUUUGGCCUCAAGGUUCGCGUCAUACUUGAUUGUUUCGAAGUCUUUAUUGACCGUCCGAGCUCUUACUUGCCUCGUGCUGAGACGUGGUCUCAUUAUAAGCAUCGCAACACAGUCAAGUUUCUGGUUGGAAUAUGUCCUCAGGGUGCCGUGUCUUUUCUGUCAAAGGCCCAUGGUGGGCGUGCCAGUGACAAACACAUCACUGAAGAAUGCGGAGUUCUUGAUCUUCUAGAGUAUGGUGAUGUAGUUCUUGCAGACCGAGGAUUUUUGAUUGCCGAGAGCGUUGGCAUGUGUCAUGCAACACUUGCUAUGCCAGCCUUCACUAAAGGGAAGCGUCAGCUUUCGAGUGAAGACGUCGAAAAAACUAGAGAAAUAGCAAACGUACGAAUACACGUAGAAAGAGUGAUCGGCAUGGUGAGAAACAAGUGCAACAUACUUAAGGGUUCAUUGCCAGUUGAAGUACUACGAGUCAAUGCGUAUGGGGAGUGUCAAAUUGACAAGAUUGCCCGCGUCUGCUGUGCCCUCACGAAUCUGUGUAAUUCGGUUGUGCCUUUUGAGUGACCUUA